AAAACCCUCUAUGAAAGAUAAGUGAAAAAUAAGGUUAUAAACAGUGAGUACAUCAUGUCCACACUGUAAACUAAGGGACACAACUAUUUCUCAAUACCAAAAUGGGAGCACAUUCUAGCAAGGUUCCGGACGGAGCACAUUCUAGCAAGGUUCCGGAUUAUGACUGUCAUAAAGUCGAUAAAGAGUUCAGCAGACUGGAAUGCUACCGUUUAUACAACGCAGUCAUGUAUAAAUCACAGAGUGACGCCAUCUCUUUGUUGAAAAAUAACCCUGAUAUUGCUUUAUAUCCAAUGAGUUUUGAGAUUUGGAUUGACCCAAAGGAAACAUAUAAAGGCUUUCCAGUAACCUGUCCGUGCGCUGAUGAAUUUGAAACAUGCCUCCCUACAACAAGUAUGACAACAGAUGACAUGGUAUUGGAACUUGGUCGUUGUUUGAAAACCGGAAAGUGUAUGCAUGUGCGCAGUCAUGAAUCGAGCGUUUCUUUAGAAGAUGGCACUACAAAGUCAUAUCCUGAAAAUGAUUGCGGUGGCUUCUACUGGGUUCACUUGGCCGUCAUAAUGAAUAAAAAGCAAUUGAUUGAGGAAAUGUUUACUUGGUAUUUACAAAACGAUAAGUAUUCAAAUACAUGGUUUACACUGAAGAACAAGUUAUCGGUCUUAUAUCUGGCUCUCGUACAUAACCAUACAGAAAUAGUGAAUGAAGUUAUGAAAAUAAUUGAUCAACUGGACAAAGGAUCUGUCCACUACAUUUUAUGUGGAUAUGAUUUACAUAAGUCUAUUGAAAUAGACAGACUUGAUGUCUUCAAAGUGUUGGCAGAAAAAAAUCAGCUUGAGAAGGCAGAUUACCGCAAAAUGAGAGAGCUGUACAAUCUAGCACUUCGUUCCUGUGCUCAUGGUUGUCUUGAAUUCAUUGCUGAUAACUACGGCCAGAUUUUAGAAAACAAUAUGUCGACUUACAAUCAAAUAUCAAGUAUCCUAAACGAUUUGGCCUACGCAAUAGAGUCGGGGGAUAGUAAGAUUUUCUAUAUUGUCAUGAAAGGAUAUGUCAAAUUAGGAUACAAAACAGGGCAGAUCAAAACGCUAAUCCUUGGUUGGUUUAUUGAAGCAAUUUUAAAUCACAACAUAAGAGGAGUAAAGACCAUUUUCAUAGGUGUAGAUAAUAUGCUUGAUGAACAAGAAUUACGAUCUGAGUUACGUAGAUUGAGGUAUAGUGGUUACAGUGCACUAAAAUGGGCUGAAGAACUCGAGUUGACCGACAUUGCGACCUUUUUAGACAAGGAACAUUUCGUUGCUCUUGGUUCUGCUCAUAGUCCUUGGUCUGCAAUUAGUUCGACAAUAAUCAUUGAAAAUGAACAUGUAAUUGAAAAUGUAGCAAAACUUAUCAAUAGAGGACACGAUGUUAACAAAGCGGCCAGUAGCGAUUUGACAUACUCGAGAGCAAAUGGUAACCAAUGCAACACUCAGAAUAGAGUAAUGUUAAAUGAGACACCAUUUUAUGUAGCUUUAAACACGAGAAGAUACGAUGUAUUGGUAAAACUAUUGUUGAACGGGGCACUUCCAGUCGCUGACGAGAGAUUUUUAUACCGACUUGUGGAGAAGACCAUCCGAGCUAAAAUAUUUUAUUUACUACUUUCAUGUAACGCCCUCAAAAGCAUGCCGGCAGGUGACACGUCUCUUUUGCAGUAUCUUUUAAUUCAGAGUACACACGUGAAUGGAACUAGCUAUAUUAAACCGGAAGUAAAAGAUCUCGCCCUUCUACUAUUAGACACAUUUAGUUGUUUCUGCUAUGAGGAUAAACGAUUCCUUUUAUCAAAUGAUAUUAAUAAUAAUGAUGAAGAAAUAUUAGCCAAAAUUCACAAUGUGCUUUACGUACCACGAACAUUGGCCGAUUUGUGCAGACGUCGCUUGAGAAAUCAUUUAGGUCUUAGUUUUCAACAGUAUAUCACCUACAUCAAACAUGAAGGUUUUCCUACGCGUAUUAUAAACUUUCUUCAGUAUCGACAUUUGGUUUUAAAAUACUUCAACGAAGAAGACAUACAAUUCUUUGAACACAGUCUAAUUUGACGGGUUUGGAAUACUGGAGAUUCAUUGUUAUUCGUGUAGUACAGUAUUCGUGGAUUUAUUUGGUAUAGGGAAUUUAAAUGUUCGACGAAGUACAAAUUUACAAAAGAGACGAUUUUGCAUUUCCUAUUGUUAAUUUUCCUUUUUAGACGGCGAUGUUCCUUUGGAUCCAACAUAUUGUGUUAAUAUAUCCCAACUCGUUCGUUAUAUGCCCAUGUGCAUGUGUAGUGAUGCCAUUGAUUUUAACGAACGUAAUCAAUACAUCACUGGUAAAUUAUUAAGUCAGAGAUUUCGUUAUCAUAAAUUACUUAAAAUCUUUUACUAAAUUCUUUCAUAGAUACCAUGCACUAUCUCACUGUCUGUCGAUACAUUUAUAUUUGGCAUUGCACACGUCGUUUUCUUUGACUGUCCAUGACAAUACAAUACUAAAUCUCU
Messenger RNA from Mytilus trossulus (common blue mussel), 2495 nucleotides. RefSeq lists its product as uncharacterized. Bases 102 to 2063 code for a protein of 653 amino acids. The record is from RefSeq and is a predicted model, not a curated record. NCBI's taxonomy places the organism in Eukaryota, Metazoa, Mollusca, Bivalvia, Mytilida, Mytilidae. The transcript is spliced from 4 exons.